Molecule: messenger RNA, 2451 nt
Organism: Andrographis paniculata
Lineage: Eukaryota; Viridiplantae; Streptophyta; Magnoliopsida; Lamiales; Acanthaceae
Exons: 12
Coding region: 501-2219 (572 amino acids)
Source: RefSeq, a predicted model, not a curated record
UAGAGAGAGAGGGUGAGGUCUGCUUUGUCCCCUCCCCCACUACGUGAUGCAGACGAAGGUGUGUAUGUAUAUAUGAAGCUCAGAGACAACCUUUAUACAUAAAAACUUUGUAUAUGCUAAUAGUACAGUGUAGAGUAGUAAUUUUCUCUCUCCAUCUGUGCGAUGAAUAAAGCGUCUCAACCUGAGGAACGAAUGAUUUGUGUUUGUGUGUGGGUACAGACACAGUCCAGCGGAUGAUAACGAUUGAUUGCUGGUGUUGAUAAGCUCUCAUGAUUUCCUUCCUGCUGUUGGGAUCGGGAAAUUUUUGCGCCGAUUGGAUUGGAGUGGUGCCCGAAGAGAAGAACUGUGUAAAGUAGUUUGUUAGUUUUGCCGUUUCGAGCUUAAUUAGCUUUCGAUCGAUUCAUCCUGCGCUCGCACCUCUCGCCUCGCCAGUGAAUUCCUCGCUCGUCAGAGCGGCGGAGAUCAUUGAUUAAUUUGGUACCUGGGGACUGACGAAAAAGAUGAAUACCAGAGGCAGAGGCAGGAGCAGGACCAGUUUGCAGGCUGUGAAGGUGCCGGAGACGACAGAAAAAGAAAAAGUGGAAAUCCAAAGGGGUAGAAUGGUGAAUGACAAGAUGAGAAUGAUGACGAACCGUCGAGGUUCGAGUAGGGAAAGGAAGAUCGCACUGCAGCAAGAUGUUGAUAAGCUGAAGAAGAAGCUCAGACAUGAAGAAAAUGUUCAUCGAGCUUUGGAGAGGGCCUUCACCCGGCCACCGGGAGCUCUUCCUCGCCUCCCACCUUAUCUUCCCCCAGAUACACUUGAGCUUCUUGCCGAAGUCGCAGUUUUGGAGGAAGAAGUGGUUCGGCUCGAAGAAAGAGUUGUGCAUUUCAGGCAGGGGCUAUAUCAGGAAGCUGUCUACAUUUCUUCAUCGAAGAAGAACAUGGAUGGCUCUGCUGAUUUCUGCAAUCCCGAUCAAAUUACAGAUCUGAAAUCAAUGCCGGCUAAAUCAUUGCUUCAGAUGGAGUCGAAUGUGGCCGCUUUAUCAGGGAAGAAUUUGCUCUCUCUUUCAGAUGAAAAGAGGGGGAAGGAAAACCAAUCGAGUGCCAAUUCCUCGAAGAAUAAGCAGCAAUCGCCAAACUCAAAGUUAAGGCUGAAGAUCGGAUCUCCAUUAAAAAAUUCUCGCGUCGAAUGUGGAUCAGUCGAGAGGCAAAUUGAUGCUAACAAAUUACAGUUUGAAAGCAAUGUAAACAUGGAUGCUCGGAGUUCAAAAGAGAGAAAUCCCGUCAACCAUGAUGAAGUACCAGAAGUUUCCGACAACCCAAACAAAAUUUCCGAAAACAUGCUUAAAUGUUUGAUGAGCAUUUUAGUGGGAAUGACUUCUUUGUCAAUCCCAGACUCGGAGAAUCUCAAGUACACUGAGUUUAAAGAUCCUUACGGCAUAUCUUCAAAGUGUGGGAAGCUAGACAUUGGUUCGUAUAAAAACUUGUUGUCUAUUGACGCAUCCUCGAUCAAGCAAAACCAGACAACCAUAUCUAUAAUUCUAGUUCGAAGAUUAAAGUUUCUACUCGAAAAACUGGCAUCGGUUGAGCUAAAGGGCCUCAGUCAUCAAGAAAAACUUGCAUUCUGGAUAAACUUGUACAACUCGUGCAUGAUGAAUAUUCAUUUAUUUCAGGCAUUUAUUGAGUAUGGCAUUCCUGAGAGUCCUGAAAAAGUUGUUACGCUGAUGCAAAAGGCGACGAUUAAUGUUGGUGGACACAUUCUAAAUGCUAUAACGAUCGAACAUUUCAUACUGAGACUGCCUUAUCACUCGAAACAUACAUUCUCAAAGGGUGCAAAACAUGAUGAUGCGACUACACGCAGCAUGUUUAGCUUAGAACUGUCUGAACCAUUGGUGACAUUCGCACUCUCUUGCGGAAGCUGGUCCUCCCCUGCUGUGCGAGUGUACACUGCAUCUGAAGUUGAGCACGAGCUCGAAGCUGCUAAACGGGAGUACUUACAAGCCGCGAUUGGCAUUUCAACAUCGGAGAAACUUAUAUCAAUACCAAAAUUACUCGACUGGUAUCUUCUCGACUUUGCUAAGGACUUGGAGUCUCUACUCGACUGGAUAUGUCUCCAAUUGCCGUACGAACUGAGGAAAGAAUUAAUGAAGUGGCUGGAGAUGCAGAAGGAUCGACCUCUUCGACAACUGGUCCGGAUAAUGCCGUAUGAGUUCAACUUCAGAUACCUUCUGUGGAGAUGAACAAGGUUAGCUAGCUCAAAUUCUCCAUUGUUUUUCUUCAAGUUACAGCAAAAUUUUUGUAGUUGGAAUUAAGUUUGAUAUAUUAUAUAGCUAAAAUUGUAUAAUCAAUCAAUCCUUCAUGUAAAUUAUAAGGUUUGGGUUGGGUUGGGUUGGGUAUAUUAUACCCUGAAAUGUUUGGUUGGUUCCUUCGUUGAUGUAUGAAUUGAAAACUUCACUUGAUAAAUAAAAAUGG